This is a messenger RNA of Lachancea nothofagi CBS 11611, 1308 nucleotides long. The record is from the annotation of a GenBank genome assembly. NCBI's taxonomy places the organism in Eukaryota, Fungi, Ascomycota, Saccharomycetes, Saccharomycetales, Saccharomycetaceae.
AUGGUUCAGGAAGAAGCUACAGUACUCGAGGAUGGCACGACUAGUGGUUCCGGAUCAAGCUCUUUGAUCGGGGCCACCACUGCUGGUGGACGGUCCUUGGUGUAUCAAAUGACAUCGUUUUAUUUACGUACACCUCUGAAGCUGUUUCGGCCGGCGAGAUUUGAUUAUCUUCAUUAUCUGCGAGUUUUAAUGGUGGGAGACGACAAGGGAGGGGGAGAAAGCAAUAUCAAACAGACCAGGCUAGCCACAAGCUCUCAAUUCUGGAAUCCGCGAUACUUUUAUUACUUGGAAAAUUCCUCAGUAGGGCUUCUGACUAAGGGUUUAAAUAAAUACGGGUGGAGAGUCAUCCCCGAAAGAGUUUUACCUCCUUUGGUUGCUAACUCUGCAGCAGGUGUGGUUCUUUACACAACUUACCUCACCAUGUUAAACAAUUUUGCAAAAUCAAACGACACUUUGACUCCCAACUAUCACAACCCAUGGGACGUUAUGAGAGCAGGAUUCAUUGCAGGUGCUGCUCAAGCUGUAGCUUCAGCGCCUAUCGAUGCUAUCUACACAAGAUCGACCGUAGACCAGCUGCUUACUCAGGCCAAAAAUUACGAUAACCUAUGGGUAUACGGGUUUCGAAAGUUACAAGAAAUAGGACUUGUUGGUUGUUUCGGAGGAUUUGGACUCUCGCUCGUUAAGGAAUGUGCCGGCUUUGCGACAUAUUUCACCGUGUUUGAGUUACUGAAAGGCCAGAUCUGCCAGUGUGCUAUUGACUCUGUUAAACAGUAUCGGGAAUUCAAAUUCCAGAUAGGACAAUCUAGAUUGGCAAGAAUUUUUCAAGAUGACAACAAAGAUGGAUCUAGCUUUCCCAUGCCACAGUUCAUGAGCACUAGAGAGGAAAAUUGGUUCCGUAAAGCUUUCGUUUUCGUUGGGGGCAUAUCUGCCGCUUUACUUUUACAAGUAAUCCAGUAUCCUUUCUUGAAACUUCAGAAAAUUCAUCUUUCAAGACUCGAGGCUUUUGAUAUUUACACCAAGGCGACUUCAAACUUCGGCAAUAAGGUUGGGACUCCUAACGAAAUGGUGAGCGUUAACUCAACUAGAAUAAAGUUGAAGCCGAAAAAUCAAAGACUAUUUCACAUUUAUUACCAUUCUUAUCUGGAUACAUUUCAGCAUGUUUAUUUCAUUCAAAAAAGUACCGGCUCGACAUGCAAAUGGCUUUACAAAGGCUUCGUAAGAAAUACUCUAGCGAUCAUUCCAGGAACUACGGCAGGCUUAUUAUUUUUGGAGUUAAUGAGGAACAAAUUUAGCGAAGUUACAGCCUAG